GGAAAGUGAAAACGCAGAUCCUAAACCCUAAACCCUUAGCCCUCUCCUCGCCGGCAGUCUCUGUCCCUCCAUCUCCAUCUGUCAUCAACCUCCACCAACUCAGGCCUUGUUUCCCUUCAUCUCUCUCGCUCAUCGAUCUCUGACCCUCAUAGUUGCUACCGUCAAAGCCAUCGCCGCCUCCACUGAAGCCCUUGCCGCUAAGAUUCAGCCUCUACCACCACAGCACCCCGACCGAACCGAUCGGAACUUCCCCUUCCGAGCCUAUCACCAGGAUUCCCAAGGCUAAAAUAGGCAGUAGAGAAAGCCAAACAGCAGAAUGAAGCUGGAUGUGAACAUGUUGAGAUACCUCUGCAAAGAUGAUUUUAGGGUUCUAACUGCUGUGGAAAUGGGGAUGAGAAAUCAUGAAAUUGUUCCCUGUGAACUGGUGGAUCGCAUUGCUUCGCUCAAGCAUGGGGGUACUUAUAAGGUUCUCAAGAAUCUGCUCAGGCAUAAGCUCUUGCAUCACGACUCAUCUAAAUAUGAUGGGUUUCGCCUCACCUACCUUGGUUAUGAUUUUCUCGCAAUUAAGACUCUGGUCAAUCGCGGAGUCUUUGUGUCUGUUGGCCGUCAAAUUGGCGUAGGAAAAGAGUCUGAUAUCUUUGAGGUGGCCACAGAAGAUGGUACGGUUAUGGCAAUGAAGUUGCACAGGCUUGGUAGGGUUUCUUUUAGGGCUGUAAAAUCUAAGCGUGAUUACUUAAAACAUCGGAGCAGUUAUAGUUGGCUCUACUUGUCCCGCCUUGCUGCACUAAAAGAGUUCGCUUUUAUGAAGGCUUUAGAAGAGCAUGGCUUUCCUGUUCCAAGUGCUGUGGAUUGUAACAGGCAUUGUGUGAUUAUGUCACUCGUACAAGGCUACCCACUUGUACAGGUGAAGCAGUUGCAGAACCCAGAGGUAGUCUUUGAAACAAUCAUUGGACUUGUUGUUCGCCUUGCAGAGCAUGGUUUAAUCCACUGUGACUUCAAUGAAUUUAACAUUAUGAUUGAUGAUGACGAGAAGGUCACCAUGAUUGAUUUUCCACAAAUGGUAUCUGUAUCACAUCAUAAUGCACAGAUGUACUUUGACCGUGAUGUUGAAUGUGCCUUUAAGUUUUUUAGAAAGAGGUUCAACAUGAAUUUUCGAGAGUGCAGAGAUGAUAUCGAUGGAACAGAGGUAGACACAGACGAAAGUGUGAGGCUUUGUUUUUCUUCCAUAGCCAAGGAUGCUGUUUUUCUGGACAAGGAACUUGCUGCCAGUGGGUUUACUAGGAAGGAUCAGGAAGACAUUGAGAAGUUCAUUGAAGGAAGUUUGGAUAAGGAUGCUAGUUCUGGUGAUGAAGGUGCUGAAGAUGGCACGGACGUAUCUGUGCUAAAUGAAGCGAACAUAGAGGGUGUUGAUUCAUUGCAUUUGGUAGAUCAGGAUCAGACUUCAAAUUUAAAGCAGGAAGAGGACAAUCUAAGAAACUGUGAAGCAGGCCCGAGCAGUAAACCUGAAUGUGAAGAUGUGAGUGACAAGGAGGGAGAUAAUGACACUGAAAAGGACAAUGAUGCGGAGCUGGUAAAGCGCUUGAACAAGCAGAGACGACGUGCCAUGUCAGCAGCCCGUGGGCGACGGAAGACUCUUUCCUCCAGAAAUACCUACAAAGAUAAGGGCGGCAGAUCCUCUACCAGUUGCAAAAUUCAGCAUCAAUUAAGCAGCUGGUAGAAUAUGUGAAGUCCCACCUCAAAAUCCAAUCCUUGGUAUCUAUAAGUUCCAAGUCUGGGCUUGUUUGGUAUUUUAUUGAAUCAGAGAGUUUUAUCUAAGUAUCGGGUAUUUAAGCGGUAUUUUACAUGUCAUAAUACACGUGGAGGAAAUGUUAUAAAUACUCUUUAGCUUCAAAAACAAAAAAUGAGAUCCAAAAAGUGCUACCAUCUUUCUUAUAAUAUAAGAAAUCCGCAACCCUAA
Messenger RNA from Pyrus x bretschneideri (Chinese white pear), 1957 nucleotides. RefSeq names its product serine/threonine-protein kinase rio2. The transcript has 13 exons. Gene Ontology annotation, cellular component: cytosol; preribosome, small subunit precursor; nucleus. Gene Ontology annotation, molecular function: ATP binding; protein serine/threonine kinase activity. Lineage: Eukaryota; Viridiplantae; Streptophyta; Magnoliopsida; Rosales; Rosaceae. Bases 317 to 1717 code for a protein of 466 amino acids. The record is from RefSeq and is a predicted model, not a curated record. Gene Ontology annotation, biological process: protein phosphorylation; maturation of SSU-rRNA.